Molecule: messenger RNA, 789 nt
Organism: Conger conger (European conger)
Lineage: Eukaryota; Metazoa; Chordata; Actinopteri; Anguilliformes; Congridae
Product: histone H2AX-like
Exons: 3
Coding region: 1-789 (262 amino acids)
Cellular component (GO): nucleosome
Molecular function (GO): DNA binding; structural constituent of chromatin; protein heterodimerization activity
Source: RefSeq, a predicted model, not a curated record
AUGAGUGGUAGAGGCAAGACUGGUGGUAAAGUCAGAGCAAAAGCUAAAACCCGGUCAUCGAGGGCUGGGCUCCAGUUCCCGGUUGGUCGCGUUCACCGAUUGCUGCGUAAAGGAAACUAUGGCGAACGUGUUGGUGCGGGUGCUCCGGUUUAUCUGGCCGCUGUGCUCGAAUAUCUGACCGCUGAGAUCCUUGAGUUGGCUGGUAACGCUGCCCGAGAUAACAAGAAAACCCGCAUCAUUCCCAGACAUCUGCAGUUGGCGGUACGUAACGACGAAGAGUUGAAUAAGCUCUUAGGAGGCGUUACAAUUGCUCAGGGUGGAGUACUGCCGAAUAUCCAAGCCGUGCUGCUCCCAAAGAAGACCGAGAAGGCAGCGAAGGCCAAACUCUCUCUGAUACUGAAAAUGAGUGGCAGAGGGAAGACUGGCGGUAAAGCGAGAGCAAAAGCUAAAACCCGUUCAUCGAGGGCUGGGCUCCAGUUCCCGGUUGGUCGCGUUCACCGAUUGCUGCGUAAAGGAAACUAUGGCGAACGUGUUGGUGCGGGUGCUCCGGUUUAUCUGGCCGCUGUGCUCGAAUAUCUGACCGCUGAGAUCCUUGAGUUGGCUGGUAACGCUGCUCGAGAUAACAAGAAAACCCGCAUCAUUCCCAGACAUUUGCAGUUGGCGGUACGUAACGACGAAGAGUUGAAUAAACUCCUUGGAGGCGUCACAAUUGCUCAGGGUGGAGUACUGCCGAACAUCCAAGCCGUGCUGCUCCCAAAGAAGACCGAGAAGGCAGUAAAGUCCAAGUAA